GACGAAUGGCCGGGUAACCCAGAUCGGAUCUGCCCAACCGAUCCUACGGAGAGAGACUCGCCAGUUGCGCUCGAGUCGACCAUCGUGCACGGCUUCUCGAACGGGUUUGCUUCCAUUAUUCCCCGUCGUGCACGCGUGCUCCAAUAAUCCUUCCCCCGAUAACAAAUCUGAAAAAUCUGCCUGGAAUAAUCGUUAAAGAUUAAUUACGUUUGAUUCGGUUUGGACAAGGAUCGUACACAGGCUUCGAUGGCCGACCGGAUACGUUUACGACGCGACCACGCGAAGGGGAAGAAUCUGGUGUGAAUUCUCGAAACGAAUCCAAGGAUCAGGAUUCCGCCGAUUCCUGUUCAACAAAUAUCUCUCUGCUACACUCGAACCAGAUAUAUAAAGGAACGAAAACGAGCGAGCCUCCGAGAGACCGAGAUGCAGCUACAUUUCGGCGGUAAAAGUAGCUAGCCGAGAGGAGAGAGCGAUAGAGACAGAGCGAUACAAGAUAGAAAGAGAGAGAGAGUGAGUGAGAGGAGAGCGAGCGCGGCCCAACGAUGCGCGUGACGAGAAUCUUGUCGGUGUUGGCGGUCGCGUGGCUGGCGUCCGGGGUCAAGGACCACGUGGCGGCCUUGAACGAGACCAGCCACCACAGUCCCGACCAACCCAUCGAGAACGAGGUUUCGUUGGACAGCGGCGAGACCACGACGGACCACCACCACCACCCCCAUCAAACCGUGCCCGGCAAACCUACGAAACUGGACGUGAACGUGAACCAAAUAGUCCAAACGGACGACAGAUCUCGAUACCUGGCCGAGGCUACGGAUCCGAACAACUCGACGUCCCCCGUUUCUCGAGGAGGGGAAGAAGAGGAAGAGGAGGGGAGAAAGGAAGGGAUUGUUCGCCUCGUCCUUGGGGACGAUCCGGCCGGCAACGCGUCGCGGAUAAUGCUGGGGAGCGGGGACGGGAGGAAGGGCGAAAAAGGUAAAGAGGAGAGGCGGCCGGACGCGAGAGAGCACGUGGUAAAGAUGAUACGUGGUCUGAGGAAGGAUUUAGUAGCCGGUAGAAAAGCUAGAAACUUCUUGAACGCCAUCUUUCAGGGAAAGAGUUCCUUUUUAACAGGAUUCGGACUUGGUUUUCUAGCAUUCGGCCUGAAGAAGCUGCUGCUACCUCUGAUUUUCGGUGUACAGAUCAUUAAGAGCGUCCUGCUCGCGCUUUUCCUGCCCAGCAUCAUAGGGAGUAUCGGUAAUAUCGUCGGCAAAGGGGUUUCCUCGUUCGCUCAAUCGUCGCACACCACGGCCCAACCCGAAGAGAAUUUCGAGUUCAAGGAUAAUUCCGACUUGUACAACGACGACUAUUUGACCAGGCAACCGGUGGGGACUCUACCAGCCUCCGCGAUGUACGACGAGACCAUGAUGCAGUCACAAAAGACGCCAGAAAUCGCCUCGAGAUAUUCUUUCACCGAUCACAGAAUGACGCAUGCUAAUGCAGUCGCUGAUCGUUAUUACACCAGGCACGUCGCAGCCAAUGGACUUUCUAAAAAGCAAGAUUUCAAGGUGUUCCACGAGAUUCCAACGAGCUCGUUGCUGUUGACCAACUACGAUCCUUUCUACUCUCCCCUACUGUCACGGCUGGACGCGGUGUUCUCGCGGCUCGGUCACACGAGCGAAGGUUGCAGGGAGUACGCCGUGUGCGCCAUGUAUCGAAGCCCUGCCAGAUACGCGCCCUACUCGAACCUCGUCUCGGCCCAAUUGUCCAGGGAAUUGAACGAGCUGAGGAGGCCGAGCAGCGACAACCCGGACGUGCUCAGGUUUUUCCGUUACAUGAAGGCUGCCAAGGACGGCCAGGACGGCGUCAAGUGCGAGGCCGCCUAUUCCAAUUGCGCGUUCGCGCGGGAGGAUCAAAGCCUCAGGCAGAAUCAGGCGAUGCUGGCCACGUAUCAGGACAUCGACAAACUGGUGCACGCGAGGAAGUUGUAAGAGACGGGAUUCGACGAAACGAGAUGAUUCGAAUCUAUCUUCGACAAGACUUUUCGAAUAAUUAUAUCAUUUCUCGUAAUUCACGGGGUAACCGAGCCAGGUGUUUUCGAGCGUGCGCUCCAGUUUCCAAAUGGCAUUCGAUAUGUAACGGAGUUUCUUGAGAACGGAGUUUGAGGAGAAAUAUUUUUUUAUUCAUCUAGAUUAUCCUAUAUCUCGAUUGAAAGAUGAUUUUUCCUAUUCAAAUAUUCUGACAUUCCGAUAUCCUACCCGACUAGUCCAGUUCUAUGCGGGCAUCGAAAUCUCCUUCAACGUGGAACAUUCCACGAAAGGGAUCUCCUCAGGUUCCGUUCAGAAAGAUGCAAAAAAGUCUCGAGGCAUCCACAGCUCGGUUAUCUACGCGUGUCUACACGAUGAUCGUUUCACAGGGCAAUUAUAUGAUCGGUAGUAGUCCGGAUCAAAGACAGUUAAAUCGAGGCAAUUUCGAUUGAACAGGGGCUGGCAACGAAAGAACGUCGAUAAUUACGCGUCGAUAACGGUACACGGAUAUGAAACGCGUGUAUCGUUAUCACGAACGUUAUAUAGGGGGGGGGGGGG
Molecule: messenger RNA, 2558 nt
Organism: Apis mellifera (honey bee)
Lineage: Eukaryota; Metazoa; Arthropoda; Insecta; Hymenoptera; Apidae
Gene: Osi24
Exons: 5
Coding region: 543-1964 (473 amino acids)
Source: RefSeq, a predicted model, not a curated record